Molecule: messenger RNA, 1700 nt
Organism: Galleria mellonella (greater wax moth)
Lineage: Eukaryota; Metazoa; Arthropoda; Insecta; Lepidoptera; Pyralidae
Product: zinc finger protein OZF-like
Exons: 10
Coding region: 49-1680 (543 amino acids)
Biological process (GO): regulation of transcription by RNA polymerase II
Cellular component (GO): nucleus
Molecular function (GO): DNA-binding transcription activator activity, RNA polymerase II-specific; RNA polymerase II cis-regulatory region sequence-specific DNA binding
Source: RefSeq, a predicted model, not a curated record
CGACAGAGGAUUGGAUGUUACGAAUCCUUAUUUUCAUUUUGCAUAAAAAUGUCUCAAUUUAUACAAUUAAAUUUACCAGAAUACGAGUACAAUCAAGAGAUAACAAAAACAUUGCAGCCUGAUAUUAUUUGCGUGUGUUGCUUGGCCAGAGAUGUUAAUUUUAUAAAUCUAGCCACAUGUAAACAUACUAGUUUUUUAGAGUAUGUUCACAAAUUCAAGCUGACGUUACAAAGUCCCGCCGUAUGCUUCAUGUGUCAUCAUCAAUUGAUAAAAGUUGAAAGAUUCAAACGAAAAAUCGAAGAGAGUCUUGUCAUUUUAAAUGAGCAGGCACAACACUUGAGGAUAAACAAUGCGAAACCACAUGAUUUACAAUUUUCCACGAUCGAUUGGACUGACAACAUCGAUACCAUAGACAAUGAAACAAUCAAAGAUGAAGAAAAUCAAGCUCAGUAUGAUGAAAUAACGACAGAAGUGAAAAUAGAACACGAAAGCUCAGACGAUAUUGAUGUGCCACUGUCUCAGAUUAAGAAAGAUAUUAAAAAGAAAAAAAAGAAGAAAACCAUAGAGAAGAAGAAGGUUAAGGCCGGCGUACACGAUAAAUACGAGGGCAAGAUUCGUAUUGUAGUACUUACUAGGGAGGAGAUGAUGAGUGAAAGAGACAGAGAAAGGAGGAAAGACGCAUAUUUGAAGUUGCCAUAUAAAUGUGAAUUUUGUAUUACUGGGUUUGAUCAUGAACUCACUUUAAAAGAUCAUAUGGAGAAAAGGCAUAAGCAGAAAAAAGGCGGUUUCAUUUGUGACAUUUGCAAGUCGGUAUUGAGUACUGAAAUAUCUUACAAAGAACAUACGAAGAGACAUACGAGAAGGUACGAGUGCUGUGAAUGUGGUAAACGCAAUAACAACGUCUACUCCGUGGUGAAGCAUUACAACGAACAGCACGGCAUCAUCAGCACCACGUUCACCUGCCAGGACUGCGGGUACACCACGCAAUCACACCGCGGUUAUAGAUACCACCGUGACAAACACAAACAAAAACAACAUUGUACUCUGUGCAACAGUACGUUUAUUAACAACGCGGGUCUCAGAGUUCAUAUGUAUACAGUUCACAAACAAUCGAGUCGAGUGUAUUCCUGUGAAGCUUGUAACAAAGUGUACAACGCUAAGUCGGGCCUCAUAGCGCACAUGACGUCCGCGCAUUCGAACAUCACAGCCUACUGCACGCUGUGCCGCCGACACUUCAGAACUGAGCACAAUCUGGCACAUCAUCUGAGGACCAACUCGAAACAUAUCACGGAAAGGGAUAAGAGGUUCACGUGUGCGGAGUGCGAAGCCAAGUUUUUGACGAAAAGCUCCCUGCAGCAGCACGUAGACUUUGUACAUCUGAAGAACAGUAAAUACGAAUGCGACAAGUGUUGCAAGGUAUUCAAAAAUGGUUCAGCCCUGAAAAAGCAUGUAAGCUUCGUUCACGAGAAAAUACGACCGCCUAGAAACAAAAUAUGCGAUUACUGUGGCAGGGGAUUCACGACGCUGACGAUUCUACAGUCCCAUAUCCGGACGCAUACGGGCGAGCGGCCGCUGCAGUGUGCCCGCUGUCCGGCCACCUUCGCCCACUCAGCCGCACUCUACACUCACAACCGGCUGUUACACCGGGACACGGCCGGACAUCCGGACGUUGUUUCGUAAACCGGUCGUUUUUCUUUUAA